Molecule: messenger RNA, 4049 nt
Organism: Hermetia illucens (black soldier fly)
Lineage: Eukaryota; Metazoa; Arthropoda; Insecta; Diptera; Stratiomyidae
Gene: Ankle2
Product: ankyrin repeat and LEM domain-containing protein 2
Exons: 11
Coding region: 149-3109 (986 amino acids)
Biological process (GO): negative regulation of phosphorylation
Cellular component (GO): endoplasmic reticulum
Molecular function (GO): protein phosphatase 2A binding
Source: RefSeq, a predicted model, not a curated record
UCACGGAAGAAAGGGAAACGCCAACGGAGAAGACUUGUGUCGCGCAAAAUAAAGGCAAAAAUCUUGUCCAGUUCGGUUCCGCUUUAUCUGAGUGAAAUUCUGUUGGGGGAAGUGUUGUGUUCAGUUGGAUUUAUGUGUAAUCGCGACCAUGACCUACUACAGCAUUCAUAUUCCGUCGAAAACGGACUCCGAAGAUGAAGGCGAUAAGGCGCUUGUUUUCACCGAUUUCGAGGAAGCCUUGAAAGUACUGAAGACCCACAAGGAUGCCAGGCUGAAGACCUUCAAGAACAACCGAGAUGCGCUCAAAUUCUCGCAAAUUGGAUUCGAGAGCUGCCCGAUAAAGACUAGUGGACUGAAAUCUCCUUCAGCAGCAGCAGCGGCCGCCGAAAAGGCUGCCUUCCGAGCACCAACAAAACAAGAGCUUAUUCAAUUUCGAAAAGCAAUCGAAGAUGACAAAUAUGAUCUCGUCGAAAAAACAAUUUGGGAAAACCCACGAUAUUUAGUCAACGUCGGAGAUACUCCAGCGAGCCUUAAGGACGGCACCCGAUACAAUGCUCUACAUGUUUGCGCCAUUCACAAGCGCCCUCGAAUUGCAGAAUUAAUAAUAAAAACCAUCAGCAAAGUUAGUUUCAUAGAAUUGCUGCAUGGAAAGAAAAAUGAGAAAGUUUGUCAAGAAGUCUGUGAGAUUCUGCUCGAUUACUACCUAAACAUGCCGGAGAAAGGACGAAGUGAAACUCCAUUACAUCUAGCUGUUAAAUUUGGGGCCGUGGAAGUCGUUGAAGUUCUGACGUCUUAUCCGCAGUGUAAAAUGACACCUAACUUGGAUAAUAUGCUGCCAAAAGAUAUUAUUUGUUCCAGAGUAAAUGACGCGAAGCAAGAAGUCAAAGAUAAAAUUGCGAGCCUUUUAGAUGAACGUUUCUAUGUUCCUGUCAUACGUUCUGUUGACAACUCGUUGCCGCCAACGAUUGGAGAGCCUUUUUCAGUGACAAACCCACCAGAUCUCAACAAAGACCCAAUGAGCCCCGAAAGAGAAAUUCAAGCGUACGCCGGUCCAAUGAACAAGGAGCAAGCACAGAGUUUCCGUCGUCGAUGGAAAACACCGCCACGCGUGUCUUCAAAUUCCACGGGAUCAAUUGCUAGCUAUCCUGCAAGUCCUUUGAAAUUCCCCUGUAGCAGUACACCUCAGAAAGCAUCUGAAAAUAAUAAUCAUUCUCCAACGUCAGUCAGACACUACCCAGUCAACAAUCUCUUUCCAAAUAAAUCAUGCGGCAGUGAGCUUGACGACAGCGUCAACGGGAAUUAUGAAAGUAAAAAACUUUCGCCUGAGGAUGUCAUUCAAAACAACAACAUAGGAUCUGAAAAAUCAGGUGGACUUCUGUUCAAUACACCUCUACGACUCCAGAGGAAGGAUUUGUUCCUAACAUAUCGCGAGCAAGGCAAAUCGCCUUUGAUAUUGGAUAGUGUUGGUCCUGGAUCACCAGAAUCAAACAGUUCUGUUCUACUCGAAACCGAUGUGCUCCCUGAUACUCCACUGAAAGAAAGACACUUGAAACUCAGCGACACCGAGAAGGGCUUAGAACUGAUUGGUCGCGAGUUGGCCAAGGAGCAGCAAGUUGAAUGGAGAGAAUAUUGGGAUUUCCUUGGUUGCUUCGUAGACAUCUCGUCUCCAGAGGGCUUAUCGAAACUAGAAAAUUAUUUGAAAGAGCGUAAAGAGAAUGAAGACCGGCAACAGAGCAAGUCAACUAAAAAGAAAAAAGAAGAUGCUAUCCUAGAUGGUCUGUGUAACGCCUUGAAUAAUUUCGACUUACAGAAAAAGCCUCUCAAAGCGAAUGCUCCAAUCAACGCGUCCAAGAAAUCUGAUUUUAAACAAAGUGCGAUAAACCAUGUGGCGUCAACCGGCAACCAAACGUCUGCUCCGUAUUUAUGUGUUGAGAAAUCUCUUCAAGUGUUCGCCAAGCGAAUGACCAAAACUAUUCUACAUAAUCUCGAAAGUGUCGUAUCGAUAAAUGACUCUUUCAAUUCCGAGUUAAAAAGACUGAAAUCGCUUGUUUGUAGUUUUAAGGAUGACGCCCGGUUCACUGGUGUUGAUUUCAAUCUAGUUCAUUCACGUUUCGCAAACUUGAUCGUGGGUUAUUUGAAAAACGCUGAUAACUUAGAAUGUGAUAGCAACACGAUCAGCAAGAUUCAAAAGUGUUUUCAGCAAAUUAUCGAUGCACGAAAACGAGUGUCUGCUGAAAAGAGCUUCAGAUCACAAUUUGACAAGAAAGAGCAGCUGCAGUGUGUCUCCGAAUUUAUUUUAGAAUAUUUGAAAACAGAUGCUGAGCAUAUUCUUCCUGAAAACUUGAAAACAGAACAAAUUUGCCUUAAUGUGUGGGAGAAAGGAAAAGAAUGCACGUGUCAUUGGGAAAAUACUGCUAAUCGGAAAUUCAGCAGAAGGAAACGUUUCGAAUUGAUGGGCCAAAAUUGCGUUGACAGUUCAAGAAAUGCAGCUGGAGACCAGAACCACGAAGAGGACAAUGAUUUAUGGGAAAAUGCAGAGGACAGCAGUACGGAAAAUUCUGAUAUGGAGGAGGAUGAGGAGAUAUUUUGGUCCGAUGUUGGUUCUACGGAUAGCGAUUACGAUUUCUAUACACCACCUGAGAGUCCUUCAAUGCUGGAACAGGAUAUCAAAGAUGAAUUAUUUGAAUCCUAUAAAAUUUACUUACUAGGAAAUGAGCCAACAAAACGUGACUUAGAUGUCAUCAAUGCCUUAUUCAACACUCAAAUCAGUCGAGACCAAUAUCCACAUAUCCACCGCUGGCGGGCAGCGGUCUUACGACAUUCACUCGAGGAACGUGACAACUUUCCAUCACCCUCAGUAGUCGCAGAGCGUCGUUCUGAGAAAAAUAACAUAAGCAAUAGAUUCUUACUGGCGCGUCGACUUUUCUCCUCGCCCCUUCGCUCGUUCUCAUCCCCAUCGAAACAAAGCGAUUCCAGCAGUGGCGGAGAUUCCCUUAAUGCAUGGAGGCGUAGCAGUGACAGCAGCAAUAAUUCAUUUAUAGGAUCGUCACCGUCAACUACAAGUCGUGCCAAUUUGAGUUUAACGUUCAUGAAUGUUUCCGAUAUUUAACAUAGGUUUGUAAAUGUCUGAGUCAAAUGUAUAAUAUUGGAUAUUAUUAGAAUAAAAGUUGCGAGAUAUCAACGGACAUUGUAAAGGAAAAUAUAAUUUCAUCAAAUGUACGCUAGAAGAUGAUGUUUGUUACACGAAUUCGUAAAAAGUAUGUUCUAUGCUUGUAGAAUUAGUUUUGGACCUCUGGAGUGCUGAAGGUUAUUUAACAUUCAAAGUAUUCUCUCCUAAUAAUGUGCUGAUAAGUUUAUUCUGUGCAAAUCUUUUAUCAUGUUCACCUUACUCAUAUCAUUUUGGAUAACAUUUCAUUUAAAUAAGAAUCGCCAAAUCUAUUAAUGAACGAUGUACUCGCGCUUCAAAACACUCCAACUUUGCAGUCAUUCUCGCGCCACCCCAGAGUUUCAAAACGGAAAUUCAAUCCCCCAAAAAUGUGCAGCACUGGGAAAAGCCAAUCGAAAAGAUUAUUUGUUACGAACAAAAGCAUGUGUAAAUAAAAUUUAAAAAAAGAAACAAAAAUUGGUUCAUCUUCAGGUUGACGUAGAGCCAAAAAUUAAACAUUCAUCAGAGAUCUUCCACGAAUCGGUACACACUAUACAUUGUAAGGAACCCAAGAACUAAUUAGACAAAACAAUUUUGCAUUUUUUAUAAUAGAGAAGCGAUUUAUGAUUCCAAUAAUUAAAUAAAAUCGGAAGAAUAAGAAAAAAACAUAACGGAAACAAGUUUAUUCAGAGGUUUUUCCUGUGCUCUGUGUUCGAAUUGCAUUUCGUCGUUGUAUUUACUUUAUUUGUUUACGGUUUCGUUUGAAACAAUCCAAUUUGCUUCUACAUAUUUAUAUGUGCCUCUCUCAUACAAUGUUUUAUUCGUUUUACAUGUUUUCUUUUGUGAUUCCACUUUCUUAAUAUGUUAUAUUUAAUAGUAAUAAUUUGCAAUAAACUUUUGAAAG